AUGAAUCCAGCAGCCAAGUUAGCAGGUCGUAACAAUGUACGUUUACCACCAGAAGUAAACAGAGUCUUGUUCGUGAGAAAUUUACCGUUUAAAAUCACAACUGAGGAAAUAUACGAAGUGUUUGGAAAAUACGGGCCUAUUAGACAAAUUCGAGUUGGAAAUGCAUCAGAUACUCGCGGUACAGCAUUCGUAGUCUACGAGGACAUCUUUGACGCAAAAAACGCUUGUGAACAUUUACAAGGCUUCAAUAUCCUCGGCCGUUAUUUGAUUGUGCUCUAUUACCAACAAAACAAGGUGACCAAGAAGAUGAACUUGCAAAAGAAGGAAGAGGAGAUCAGAGAGAUGAAAGCACGUUAUGGUGUCGAUGACGAGUAA
Molecule: messenger RNA, 375 nt
Organism: Mucor velutinosus
Lineage: Eukaryota; Fungi; Mucoromycota; Mucoromycetes; Mucorales; Mucoraceae
Exons: 5
Coding region: 1-375 (124 amino acids)
Biological process (GO): mRNA splicing, via spliceosome
Cellular component (GO): U2 snRNP; catalytic step 2 spliceosome; precatalytic spliceosome
Molecular function (GO): RNA binding
Source: RefSeq, a predicted model, not a curated record